CUCACACAAUUCUACUUGUCCAGCCUACCAAGAGGCCAGAAGGCAGAACAUACGCUGAUUAUGAAUCAGUGAAUGAGUGCAUGGAAGGAGUCUGUAAAAUGUAUGAAGAGCAUCUGAAGAGAAUGAAUCCCAACAGUCCAUCCAUUACAUAUGAUAUCAGCCAGUUGUUUGACUUCAUUGAUGACUUGGCAGACCUCAGCUGUCUUGUUUACCGUGCUGAUACUCAGACAUACCAGCCGUACAAUAAAGACUGGAUAAAGGAGAAGAUCUACGUCCUCCUCCGCAGGCAGGCCCAGCAAGCAAGCAAAUAAUGGGGGCACCAUCAUUACAUGGGCUUGGGGGAGGGCUUGAACAACAGGUGUGUACAGAGUGUAGUAGUGAACGUUUUGUAUUAUAGUCAUCCUGUUACCAUCCUGUUAAACUCUUUAGCCAGGACUGAAUGUAUUGUUAGAGGAGCAAGGAUUUAGUCAAAUUCGAUUUUUUUUUCAGUGUAAAUGGAAAAGAAAGUGCAACAUCUUCAGCAGAGUUUUAAUUUGUUUUUUUUCCUUAAUUUGUUUUUUCCAAUUUGUUUUGCUUAGCCAACGGUCCUACCCGAUUUGAACCCCUGGGGCUGUUUACUUUGUACUUCACCACAUUCACUGGAUGUGCCCUUCUGUGGGGUUUCCAACAUUUAGUUAUGUCCUUGAGGCGGUCUUAACGGGGAAUAAAAAAAAAUUUACCCUUUAGUUAAA
This is a messenger RNA of Chaetura pelagica (chimney swift), 731 nucleotides long. It is a transcript of the gene ERH, whose product is annotated as enhancer of rudimentary homolog (Drosophila). The record is from RefSeq and is a predicted model, not a curated record. Bases 81 to 311 code for a protein of 76 amino acids. NCBI's taxonomy places the organism in Eukaryota, Metazoa, Chordata, Aves, Apodiformes, Apodidae. The transcript has 3 exons.